AUGUCCGAACAGUCAGCGGCGGCCGCUGCCCGCCAAAAGCAGACGGCGCCGCCAGAGGACGGGGCGCUCGCGCAGCUGAAUGCGCGCAAGCAGAGGCCCCGAUCGGCUCGAGAUGCAGAGGAGUCGGCGGCGCGCAAGGAAGCGCGCAAGGAGAGGCCCCCAUCGGCUCCAGAUGCAGAGGAGUCGGCGCCGCCAGAGGACAGGGCGAAGCUGAAGGCGCGCAAGGAAGCGCGCAAGGAGAGGCCCCCAUCGGCUCGAGAUGCAGAGGAGUCGGCGCCGCCAGAGGACAGGGCGAAGCUGAAGGCGCGCAAGGAAGCGCGCAAGGAGGCGGCUCGAGAUGCAGAUGAAUCGGCGCUGCCAGAGGACCGGGCGCUCGCUGUGAAGCUGAAGGCGCGCAAGGAGGCGCGCAAGGAGGAGGUCCGAUCGGCUCGAGACGCAGAGGAGUCGGCGCUGCUAGAGGACGGGGCGAAGCUGAGGGCGCGCAAGGAAGCGCGCAAGGAGGCGGCUCGAGAUGCAGAUGAGUCUGCGAAGCUGAAGGCGCGCAAGGAGGCGCGCAAGGAGGAGGUCCGAUCGGCUCAAGAUGCAGAGGGGUCGGCGCUGCCAGAGGGCCGGGCGCUUGCGAAGCUGAAGGCGCGCAAGGAGGCGCGCGAGGAGAAGGUCGGAUCGGCUCGAGGCGUCGAUGCUGCAAAGGAGUCGGCGCCGCCAGAGGACCGGGUGCUCGAGAAGGGGAGGGCGAGCAAGGAGAGGCCUCGAUCGGAUCGAGAUGCAGAGGAGCUGGCGCUGCCAGAGGACCGGGUGCUCGAGAAGGGGGGAGUGCGCAAGGAGAGGCCCCGAGAUGGGGAGGAGCCCGCGCAGGAGGGGAAGCUGAAGAAGCAACGCGAUGAGGGCUUACCACAGGACCCUCGCACACGCAAGGCUCACCGUCGGGGUGACGCCAGCCAGCCCCCUGGGACCGCAACGCCACAGCAGAGUAAACGACUGCCGAAGGAGGACAGCUCUGCGAAGACGGCGAGGCCACAGGAGUGCACGGCGAGCUCCACGAAGGAAGCGAGGAGCGGUGAGGAGAUGAAGCCGACGGCCCUGAAGGAGCCCCCCGAGGACAGGGCAGCAGCCAUGGAGGCCCUGCAGGACGAGGCAGGGGCGGCCCUUGGCAACCAGCAGAAGGUCGACUUCAAGAAUGGCGAUGGCCCCGAGGCGGAAGGUUGCGCAUCCCACAUCAGUUCGUCCGAUGAAGAAGACGCUGAAGUGCAUCACACUGGAGGCUCCGCGACUGGCAGGGGCGAGAAAAACACGAGUGGAAAGGAUGAUGGAGACGGCCAUGGCAAGGCUGAGGGCGAACGCAUGUCUGACAGCGGCUCCGAGAGCGAGGAGGGCGGCACCGUCGACGCCCACGGCAAGAAGGCGGGCGAGAACGACGGCAAGGAUACGAUCCUUGCGGCGAAGAACCUUGCGAAGGCCCCCAACGAGUGGAAGCGGUUCGACAGGCUCUACAGGAACCCCGCGAAAAUGAAAUCGCUCAGGAAUGGAGAGUCCAAGCUCGAGCUGUUCCAGAAGUUUUUGGAGUGUGACUUCGACGAAGCUAAGUUCUUGGUGAAGAUGAACAAGGUCGCCGAGAUGCGGAAGUCCCGCACGGACAGCCUGAAGCUGUACACAGUGAGGCAGAUGAAGGAGGACCUCCAUUAUGACGAGGCCACGAUCAAAAAGGUGGUGGAGGUCAACGAGAAGAAGGGAUGGUGGCGCCCAGACAAGAUCAACCCGGACAACAAGGACCUGAGGAAGUACUUGGCCGAUUCAGGUGGAUCGGUGGACGCGACGAGCUCCUUGACUGAGAGUUUUGGAGUCUCGGCCGAGAUGGCGAUCGACGCGGACAAUGCCACCGACUUGCUCCACGCUGGCGUGCUGCAGACCGAGUCGUGGAUGGGAGAGCAGGGGAUCGACGAUGCCAUGGACCUCAUCCCUCGCGGCACGAUCAACGCGGACACGACGGACAAGGAGAAGCAGAAGGCAGAGAGGGAGGCCGCGAAAUUGGCGAAGCUCGCCAAGAGGACGCCGCUUGAAGUCGGCCACGACCUGCUCGACGAGACGAUCAACUUCGCGGCCGAUCUGGACAAGCACAGGUUGCGGUGCGAGGGCAAGUCGCUGGCGAGGCCCACCUUGGACGCCCUCGUGGCCCUGGAGAAGGACGUGAAAAAUAUACUCGCCGAUCUCAAGCAGAAGGUGGUGUGA
This is a messenger RNA of Prorocentrum cordatum, 2226 nucleotides long. NCBI's taxonomy places the organism in Eukaryota, Dinophyceae, Prorocentrales, Prorocentraceae. The record is from the annotation of a GenBank genome assembly.